CAGAUGAAGACGUGUGUGACCAGAAUCACUCUCCAUCUUCAGUUGGACCUCCUCUGAAGUCUCUGACGCUCAAAGCCAUUCAAGGUGUUGGGUAAGAAAGUCACCAGCUUUUCUCUGAGUGAUGUACAAACUACAGACUUUGUACAAACUGAAAUUUGUUUAGUUGCUCAAAAGACCAAAAAAAAAUUAACCUUCAUCACCAGUGAGGCCACACAAUCAACACAAAGCAAUUAACCAUUUAGAAAAAAAACAAUGUGCAUCCUGUUCAUAAUGUGUUCAAAAAUUCUUCUCUGCAAAAAACAACAAAAAGAUCCAAUAAGAGUUCUGUCAAAGUACCCGAGUGACAUGUAGAUCAGCACCGGAGGAUGGGUCGGGGUUCGGGUUGGUACCCAGUCUGAACACACCUUCAGGAUGAGGGCUGAGCUGAUCAGGAGCUGACUGUUGAUUUGAGAAUGUGUGAGUGUUCAUUGAAUUUCUGUUUUUUUCCACAGCAUCCCAUCAGUCUAUAAAGACAUCAUCACUAAAAGCAGUUCGCUCCGUUCAGGAUCUCCGGCUGUCUACCAGCUGAAACACAAGAAGAAGAAGUCUGGAGCUCUGACAAGAAUAAUUGUUGGUGAGAAAGAUCCUGCAAAGACAAACAGAACCAUCUUACUUGUUGGUGACACAGGAACAGAAAAAUCUACUCUGAUCAAUGCUUUGGUCAACCACACCGUGGGACUGGGGGAGGAGGACGGCGCCUGCGUUCAGAUCGCAAAGGACGAGAGGAAAAGUCAGUCCAAGAGACGCGAUGUGAUCGUGUACCAGAUCUUUGGAUAUGAAGGUAAAACUCUGCCCUGCUCUCUGACCAUCAUCGACACUCCUGGAUGCGGAGCAGCUGGUGGGAUCGAACACGACGCCAUCAUCAGUCAGAGUUUAUAUGAGCUGUUCAGCUCAGAAGAUGAAAUCCAUGAGAUGAACGCAGUGGGUCUGGUGCUGAAAGCAGCUGAGAAUCGAGUGAGUGAUCGACUGCGGUGCAUCUUUGAUUCAGUGUUGUCUGUGUUUGGAAAAGACAUGAAGAAGAAUACCGUCGCCCUCAUCACACACUCCGAUGGAAGAACUCCAAAAAACACUCUGAAAGCCCUCAAGGCUGCAAACAUAAAGUGUGCCAAAGACAAAAAGAAUCAGCCGGUUCACUUCCUGUUUAACUUCCAGGCAGCAGACAAGAUGCAGGACACAGAAGAGCUUCAACAUGCAGAUGCAGCGACAACAGACGGACUGCGUCAGUUCACAGACUUUCUGGAAAAAACUCCACCUCAACAGCUGACGACGACCAUGGAGGUCCUGAGUUCACGCUUCCAACUGACAGCCUGCAUCAAAAACCUGAAAGAGAGAGCUGAAACCAUCCAACUCAAACAGAAGAAGAUCCAACAGGCUCAGGAAGCUCUGAAGAAAAUCAAGCAAGAGAUGAAGAACAGUGGAAAUGUUACUGAAGAGAAGGCUGAGGACAACACAGUUAAAGUACCUGUCAGAGGUGGAAACAGGUGGUGGGGGUGUGGCCUGUUUCACACAGAACCUGACGUCUCCACUGCCAGCAGCAGGGAGCGUCCUGCACCUGCUCCCAUUACUGUGAAGAGGAAGACAAGCACAGUUAAAAAGACCAUAGAAGAAAUGAGAGAGAAGUAUGGAAGAGGGAAAGGAGACUGUGAGAGCCGUCUGGAGAAUCUGGAGAAGGAGAUGGAAGAACUUCAGAAGGAGAAAGAUCAGAUGCUGGAUGAAUCCUUCCAGCAUGUCGCCAACCUGGAGCAGAUCGCUCUGAAUGUGGAUUCACUGUCCACUCAUGUCCACUUGGACUUCCUGAUUGAGAAGAUGAAGGAGAAAGGAGACGCAAAGAAGGUGAAGAAACUGGAGGAGAUGAAGAGUCGAGUGAAUAAAGGAGUGGUGGGAGCGCUGCGCUACAAACGGACGGCAGCUGCCAGAGCAGCAAUGAAGAAAACCAACGCCUCGUGGAAAAACAAGCACAUCGUCUCUAAAAGUGAUCUGAUCCAGUCAGGAUCUCCUGCUGUCUACCAGCUGAGACCAAAGAAAGAGGAGAUUGGAUCUCUAAGAAGAAUGACUCUUGGUGAAAAAGAUCUGAACCAGACAAACAGAACCAUCUUACUUGUUGGAGAAACAGGAGCAGGAAAAUCUACUCUGGUCAACACUCUGGUCAACUACACCAUGGGAGUGAAGUGGGAGGAUGAUGUCUGGUUUCAGAUUGUAGAGGAGGAGAAGAGAAACCAAUCAGAGAGUCAGACAUCAGAUGUGUUUGUGUACCAGAUCUUUGGAUGUGAAGGUAAAACUCUGCCCUACUCUCUGACCAUCAUCGACACUCCUGGAUAUGAAUAUAACAGAGGUACCGAACAAGAAGACGUCAUCAGUCAAAGAUUAUUUGACUUGUUCCGCUCAGAUGAUGGAGUUCAUGAGAUUAAUGCAGUGGGUCUGGUGCUGAAAGCAACUGAGAAUCGACUGGAUGAUCGACUGAUGUACAUCUUUGAUUCAGUGGUGUCUCUGUUUGGAAAAAACAUGGAGCAGAACAUCGUCGCCCUCAUCACACACUCAGAUGGUCUGAUGCCUGAAAACUCUCUGAAAGCUCUCAAGGCUGCAAACAUUAAAUGUGCCAAAGAUGAAAAUAAUCAGCCGGUUCACUUCCUGUUUGAUAACUGCCAGAGCGAACAGAAAACACAGAGAAAUCAGGACCGUUUGAAAAGCUCAUGGGACUUAACAUCAGAUGAAAUGGGUCAGUUCACUGACUUUUUGGACGAAGCUGCUCCUCAGAAGCUGAUGACAACUGUUGAAGUGUUGAACACACGAAUCAGACUGAAAGCCUGCAUCCAAAACCUGCAGGAGAGGAUCGAGCUGACGGAGCUGAAACAGAGAGAAAUCCAACAGACUCACGAUGGUCUGAAGAAACAUGAAGAGGAGAUGAAGAACAAUGAGAACUUCACGUUAGAAAUCGAUGUGCCCUAUAGGGAAAAAGAAAGUUGUAAGAAAGGAGCGACCUGCUGUAAAGUCUGUAAGGAGAACUGCCACGACCCGUGCACACUGGCUCUGAGUCCAAAAUGGUGUGAUGUCAUGAAAAAAGGCGGCUGCAUCGUGUGCACCAGGAAGUGUCCUGUGUCAGAUCACGAGAAAGAAAAGAAGGUCUACGUGAACAAGACAGUGAAAGUUCAGAUGGACCUGAAAGAUGUGAGAGAAAAGUAUGAACGGAGUAAAGCCAACUGUGAGAAGACAACAAGCCUUCUGGAAACUCUGGAGAAGGAAAUGAAAGAAGUGACAGCGGCCAAGUAUCAGAUGUUGGAUGAAUCCUUCCAUCAUGUUGUCAAUCUGCAGCAGAUCGCUCUGACUGUGGAUUCACUGUCCACUCUGGUCCACUUGGACUUCCUGAUUGAGAAGAUGGAGGAGAAAGGAGACACAGAGAAGAUCCAGAAACUGGAGGAGAUGAAGAGACGAGUGGAUGAAAGAACCAGAGCAGCUGAUGAAGAAGCAGAUGAGUGAGAGACGACAGCCGUGUAGGAAACAGCUGAACACUGCUGACAACUAAAGGUUGUAUAAUGUUUUUAUAACGUAUUUCUGUAACGUGGCUGUAACUCACUACAUGAGAGAAUUAACAUGUAAUCACUUGUUUAAUGUGUAGUUGGAGACAGCGCCCUCUGUGGUCUGUCACCUGUUUGAUCAUUUACAUUGAUCCAGUAAUCAAUAGUUACUCCACUGUCAGAUGAGCAGCAGUGUGAGCUGAGUCAUCAUGUUCUGGUGCUGAGAACAGUUCUGGACUGAAGACGCCUCCUGCUGGUUAAUGUUGGGUACAACAGCUGCUCCUGUAUCACAAACUGAACUCAGUCACAUCCCACAGCUGCUUCGGUGGGCAAAUUGCUGUUAUAAUCAUGUUUCUCUCCAAUAUAAUCAGGCUUCUGCUCACAUGUUUCUGCUCCUGCUGGUCUGAAUAGAUGUGUCUUAUAUAUCCACCAUGAUAUUAUAAUGUUGAAGUUGUUGUGAAACUAAAUAGAAGUAAAGUGAUGAUAAAGGAGUUCAGCCUGGAGGGGUUAAAGCUCUUCCUGUGUGUUGUGACGGUGUUAAUAACAGCAGGAUGUUUGUGUGGAGGAGUUUAAGCUGCAGCUGCUGGAUGUUUGACACUUUGUCACAUUUGGAUGAGAGAAGAACAAAGUGUCUUUAGACAAGAACAUGUAACGACCAAGUAAAGAAAGGUCGAUAACAGCUGGAGUGAAACCAUCUGCAUCCUGUUGUUGCUGCAGUUAAUGUGUGUUAUCUCAAAGUGCUGUAAGAACUGAGGAGAGACUGCUUCUCUUCACUCAUAUCUCUGUGAUGAUGCUGCUGCUCUGGCUUUAAUUACAUAAUAAAGAUUAACUGACAAUCUGAAUAUUGUGUCAUCUAGUA
Acanthopagrus latus (yellowfin seabream) is the source of this 4410-nucleotide messenger RNA. RefSeq lists its product as uncharacterized. The record is from RefSeq and is a predicted model, not a curated record. The transcript has 2 exons. Gene Ontology annotation, molecular function: GTP binding. NCBI's taxonomy places the organism in Eukaryota, Metazoa, Chordata, Actinopteri, Spariformes, Sparidae. The coding region runs from base 952 to 3513 and encodes 853 amino acids.